CGUAAAGGUGUAUGUAUUCUAAAGAAAAUAUCAGGAGAUAGAAAAUUAUUGCAAAUUCAAUAGUAUUAGGAAAUGAUAUAGAUUAUUUUAUUUCGAAUUCAUGUGAUUAUAACAGCGAAUUCUUUCAGACUGAAAAAAACUUACGUCUGUAUAUAAUUCUAUCACUAAAAGACGCUAACGAUAAAAUAAUUUUUAUGACUGCUUAGAAAAACAAAACUUUAUAAGGCAGGGUUGGAAUAUUUUAUUUUGUACUGGACAUUCUGAUUACUUUAAGUUCGAAAUAAAUAGUUUCAAACUAUGAGUUUUUAACCCAGAAAUAACAACUCGCAUACGUUCAUGAUUAACCUGUUCGUUCAAAAGUGCUUUUAAAAUAAUUGGGUACAUACCAGUCACCUGACGUAAGUGACGAAGCCGGAAAGGUGCAAAUUUGCCACUCUUUGGGCUAUAGUUGAAAACCUGAUUCAAGCAGUUAAUAUUAAGAUCCUACUUGCAAACAUCAUGUCAUACUAAUUAAGUGUAUCAAUGUAUCUCCUAAGGCUAUUUCUGUCCACGAUGCAAUUCAUUAUAAAAAACGGCGUUAACUACACAGUGAAGCACAAGAAUUAUAAUAAGAACAUUAUAUACUUAAUUCAAAAGAUAGCCCGUGAAAAAUGAAUCAUACAUGGCCAUAUAUGAAUGCUCCAUAUAUGGCCAUGUAUGGAAAUUGGCCAGGCAUGUCCAUAUAUGAUCAGAUAUGCCCAUAUAUGAUCAUACAUGACCGUGUAUGGCCACAUAUGACCACACUGUAAAAAAAGAUUCCUGACGUCAAACCAGAUUCGUUUGGCUCAAGUACUCCGUGCGUUUGGAUACAACCAAGCGCGUCAAGCAAUUGAGUCUACCGCCUUCUACGUUUGACAGUAUAUUUUGCUUCAACUGAGAGUUUCUUGAGGGAAGAAAAUGGGUGAUAUAAUCACCUCAUGCUACAUCCCUGAUGAGUGGAUCAGCAGCCACUCACACUUCCUUAUUUUUGAGGAAGUGGAUCGUGAGGUCAGGAUGUGCCUGCAGAAUGAUGAUACAGCCAUCAAGUGUGAAUGGUUGUGGGACCACAUUUUCACGAUUGGCGGUGGAACUCCGACCCGAUUAACUUGGACUGAUAAUCAUUAGUGGUUCAAGUUAACCCAUGAUGUAGCAGAGGAACCAUCAGCCGCAAAUCACACGCCGAUUGAAGAGUGCGCUAUAGAUUUUUUUUAAAAUCAAGCGAUGUUGGGCUCACCAACAGCUGCACCACCUCCAUCGCUGGUCAGCGCUCUGAUGGAGUCAACCGGGUGGUACGAUGUUGAUGGAUCAAUGGAUUCAGUAAUCGAUGAUAUGCUGAAUGAUCAGUUCGACUUCGGUAAACUGCUGGAAGAAGCCGAGCAGCAGCAGCAGGAUCUGGGGCAGCAGUGCCGACAACAGCCAGCAGCUCCAUUGAUUCAUGGGGGUAAGCCCCUUUGGUAUACACGCCAACCACCAUCACCGGAGAUUUCAGCCAAUGACUCUGAGUUGACUUCAACUUACGAUGCUGAAGUUGAAUAGAUACUUCGAUUGGAGGGUAUACGCGAGCAGUAGUCGAUGGAGAUUGAGACUCCAGCAAAUUUAACAGCAGCAGCAGCUUCAGAUAGAACAGCAGCAGCUUCAGAUAUAACAGCAGCAGUUGGAGCUUCAGCAACGUCAGGAGCGUGAGCAGCGGCUGGAAGGUGAAAUCAGACGUUUGGAAACGUUGCAGGAGCUAGAUGCACCGUUGUUCGUGGAGCAGAGCCAGGAGAUUGAUUACUGGUAGCUCCAAUAUCAACAACUGCAGCGAAACUGUCAGGUGCUGCUGAACCAAUUACACAUGGAAGCUGCUGACUUCGAUGGACUGAACAUGGAAGCUGAAUUCAACUGAUUAUUCACCGAUGUCUUUUGAACUAUUUCACCGAUAUUCACGUUUGAGGCGGCAAUCGGCGCAUUUUCUUGAAUUCUUGAGCUGAUUUAAAUUUGGAAUCGAUCGGUUCAGCCGUUUCAAAGAUAUUUGGAAAAACCCGUUUUUCACCAUUUCUUUCUCCAACGAUAUCUCUCAAACGCAUUAACUGAUUGAGAUGGUUGAGGUUGCUUUCGACGCGGCUUAUAACUUUCUAAAAAAAAAUUACCGAUAAUUACAAGCUAACUAAAAAAUAUCACAUUAUAACAGCAAUUGUUGAAGGUACAACAUUAUAACUUAUGUCGUAUAUAUAACAAUAAAAAAACAAUAGUUAAAAAUUAUAAAAUAUAAAUUACUUAGUCAAAAUGAAAAAGAAAAAGAAGAAAAAAAUUAUUCGCAUAACUAUUUCACAUAAAAUAAGGUACAAAAUAGGAUAAAAUAAUAAAAUAACCUCUAUAAGACACGUUCUUUUCUAAAUUAAUAUAUGUUGAUUCCAGAUUUAUAAUUAAUAAAAUUGUAUUUAAAUUAAAAUAAUAAUUUCAUAUUUAUAUAAAAAAAUUUCCACGUUCAAUAUUGUAAGUUUAUAAUUUAAUACUAUUUAAUUUUUUAAGUAUAAAUUGUAAUAAAACAUGUAAAUUAACUAGGAAGUCUGAAGAUGCUAGCACCGAGGGGCUAGCAAAAUAUUACGAAUAAAAUAUUUGAAUGGGAUUGGUAUGCCAGUGAAUUCAUUAUAAAAUAAAAUAAAACACCAAUCUAAGAAUAUAUGAAUGAAAUUUCAUUCAUAUAUAUUAAAAUAAAAACAACAAAUUUCUAAAGAAAAUAAAAAACAAAAAAACAUUUAAUUUAUUAGUAAUUCGCAAAUAUUCACGAGUCUACUAGAUCAAAUGAUCUGAAAUUUCUAGGAAAGUUGAUGGCCAACAAGCUCUUUCGAUUCUCACCUUAACUAUCCAAAUUGGUUCAUUAGUUAAAAAGUAAUAGACCAUUCACACACACAUACAUAUAGACAUUUGGACAUCAUUCUGAAUAUAGUCAGAAUAGCUUCCUAGGACCUCAAAUCGUCGACAUCUGAUGAAAACUCGAUUUUCGAAAAUCGGGAUGAAAACAAUAACUUUUCGAAUUUUCGAAAAUUUACAAUUUUCUUAGCGGGAAGUUAAAAAUUGUUAUUUUCUUCAGUUUUUUAUUGAUUUCUCAGAAACGACUUAUACGAUCGAUUUCAAAAUCUGUUCAGCUCUAGAACCUAAUAAAACACGACGAUUGCUGCCUCGACCAUCAAAAUCGGUUAAUUUGUUCGCGAGAUAUCAUGGGAGAAAGAAAUACUAAAAAACGGUUAUUUUCGAAAACAAUGGCAUACAAAAGUACUUUCGAGCUCGAAGAGCCAUCUGACAGAUACUACAUGUACCAAGGAUAGAAAUUAAUAAAAAAUAAUGCCAUGCCGCCAUUCUGGAUCGUGCUACGAGAGUGAGUUGUAGCCGUGAUCGGCUAGUGAAAUGGCAAGGUUGACGUGAAGUUACUAACUUUGGACACGAGGAAGUCGAGCCGGUAAGGAUUGCAGACCACGUGGAGAAAGAGACCAAACUGAGUUUAAACAUCAACGGGUGAAUCAGAAUUCCCUGGGAAUUUAAUAAAUUGAAUUUGAAUUUCGUUUCCCGCCGGUAACCGGCCAACGACCUCGCAAGUUGCGAGUUAGUGACGCGACUAGUCACCGGGUGUCGCACGAUCCCCGAGGCCCGAGCAUUCGCCACUCCCUUAGACUAAGUUUCUAGGAGUGAACCGAAAAUGGUGGAACGAGAUUAGAAAUGUGUCAACGGAACGUGGAACGAGUCAGAAUUGUCCAGAAGACGAAAGCGGGGAGACCAAAAACACUUGAGGUUAGAUAUUUAUAAUUUUUUAACGGAGGGCGAACAAAGAAAGCGAGAAACUACACACGAGAACGGCAAAAGUUUUAUCAACUAAAGCCCAAGGAUGAGGAAAGUGACGAAUAUCCAGCAGCAGACCACAGCAGAGAAUUCAUCAGUUGCUGCUAAACAAUCUAGAGUUGCAAUACAACCCAGGGUUAUCCCGGGUAGGAUGCGACUAGUUGACCGGAGAGUGACUAAAGUCCGAAGACGCCCGAAGUCAUGCGGGAAGUAAGUAAUUAAAAAUGGGAACCGGAACGAAAAACGACACUUACAACUGGAAUGACUGAACCGUCGAGACGUCCAAGUUAGAGAGUUUAAGUCAGCGAACAAUACAGACGCCAUCAGACGCCGCUAAUUAUUAUCAGAUUCCUCAAAGUACGUUACGGCGAUGGGCGAGAAAUCUUGGAGUAGCAGCAAAUCUAGAUGCAAUUGCGGGUUCGAUUUCUUCUGAAGACGUAUUCUUUUACUCUCCAAGUAAUAUUUGCAGUAAAGACGCAACGAGUGAAAGUAAUGAAAGUCACGAAGAAAGUGAAAUUGUGUGGGAAGGAAAUUUCGAGUCAUCGAAUACUGAAGAAAAUCAAAACUUCGUUUAUUAUACUGUUCAAGAGGAUACGAGUGAUUCACUACCUGAAACAAUACUUGAAGAAAGUGAAGAUAAAAGUACUGUAAUAACUGCUGAUAAUCUGUUUCAAGAAGUUAUGAAUAUUUCGCUAUAUCAUGAUAGUAAUAUUUCCAUUCCUCGAAGUAUAGCAUCAUGACGUUUUACAUAAAACAUCGGCUUUCAAGGGCCGCUUUAAAAGAUUUGUUAACUUUAUUUCAGCAUUUUUUACCUGAAAAUAAUUUGCCAAAAACUGAAUUUCAAUUACUUCAAGUUGUCAAUGAACUCAUACCACCUUGUGACAUACAAAAAUUUUUUUACUGUAAGGAAUGUUUAUGUUAUUAUGUAUUAAAUCCGAAGUUGAAAGUUUGUUCAUCAUGCCUCAGUGAAAAAGGUACUAAUUUCUUCAUAGAGCUCGAUGUCAUUGAUCAAAUAAAAUUUUUGUUUGAGAAAAGAAACCUUGCGGAGAAAUUACAUGUUACUCCUUUUAAAGAAAACACCAUUCAAGAUAUUACUGAUGGAUCUGAAUAUCGACGGGUAAAUGCUAGAAACAACAGACAGCAAUUUGAUUUGACUUUAAUUUUAAACACUGAUGGCAUUUCCUUAUCCAAAAGUUCCAAAAGUCAUUGCUGGCCAUUAAUGUUUAAAAUUGCUGAAAUUCCUGAACAUCUCCGAGACUCUUUUAUAAUUAUAUUGGGCAUCUGGUAUGAUACGCUUCACAAACCGUCCAUGAAUACAUUUCUCAAGCCGUUCUGUGAUAAACUCGAAGAAUGUUUUAAGAAGGGCGUUUCAUGGAUUAAUCCUGUAACUAAAAAAACCUGUAAUUCAAAAAUAAUUGCACCAUUGUUUAUUGCAGAUGCACCUGCAAGAGCACAGCUGCUUAAUAUGAUUAACUUUAAUGGUAAAUUUGGUUGCAAUAUUUGCGAAAUUGAAUCUACAAGUAUUAAAUCAGCAAAAGGAAAAAGAAAAAAACUAAUCUAUCAAUUUCAAAAUGAAUUAUCUCUCCUUAGAUCAGGAAUAAGAAUGAAAAAACAGGCCGAAGAAGCAUUGAAAAAAAAUGCGCUUACGUAAAUGGUGUUAAAGGAGAAUCUGUCAUUUCAUCUCUUCCUUUUCUUGAUUUGGGAACAUGCGUGGUACCUGAAUACAUGCAUUCCGUUCUCCUUGGGGUCGUAAAACAGUUUUUAUCUCUUUGGAUGAAUUCUGGUGGUAAAUGCAGCAUCAAAAAUAAAGUUAAUGAUAUUGACGCUAUUCUACUUAAUAUUCGACCUCCUCAAUUUUUUAACCGGAUGCCUCGAACAAUCACGGAAUAUGCACGCUAUAAAGCUUCGGAGUUUUACAAUUUUCUUUUAUUUUAUUCAGUGCCAGUUUUAAUUGAUAUUUUACCAAAAGUAUACUUCCAACAUUGGUUACUAUUGGUUAUCUCAAUCUUUAAUUUAUUAAAACAACCAAUCACUAUUUUUCCUGACUUAUCAAUUACAGAAAUUCUCCUGAAAUUAUUUGUCAGGGAUAUUGGAACUCUGUACACUGAUGAAGCCUACUCAUACAAUGUUCAUCAACUGCUACAUCUGGUGUUGUGUGUAAUGCGAUGGGGCCCUUUGGACGCUUCGUCAGCGUUUUGUUUUGAAAAUUAUAAUAAUUUCUUGGCUAAUUGUGUACAUGGCACUAAACAGUUAGGUAUUGAAAUGGUAAAUAAUUUGAGACUAGCACAAGCUGUACAAAAUUUGAAAAAACAAUGUGAGCUUUCUAAUGAUUCUUUGAAUACUGCCGGAAAUAACAAAUUUCUCAACGAAAUAAAAUCAGAUGAUCCUAUAAUUGCUGGUGAAAAGUUAUUUCUUAUGUCAAAAGGUUUACAUGUAGAAAACUUAACUAUUUUUCAGCGAUCUGAAAUAAACAACGAAAUUUAUACGUCUUUAAUUUAUAAAGAUGUGAAAACUAAUAGUUUUGCAGUGGAAAUUCAGACAAAUUAUGGAGUUUAUUAUGGAAAUAUCAAAUAUUACCUCAAAAAUGGUAAUGAUUUAACAUUGGUAUUAGCUUUGUUCACAGUUCUACAUAAUAAAAUGUUUAUUCAUGAAGAAACAAACACAGUAGUAUCACAUAUUUUACCAGUUCAGGAAGAGAAUAGAGAUAUUUUAAUUAAGUUGACGGAAAUUAAUUUUAUUUGUCAUUUAAUAAAAGUUAGAAAUUUUGUAUGCAAACGUCCAUAUUUGUUAAAGAAAAUCAAUUAAUCUUCAUACU
Molecule: messenger RNA, 6649 nt
Organism: Microplitis mediator
Lineage: Eukaryota; Metazoa; Arthropoda; Insecta; Hymenoptera; Braconidae
Exons: 9
Coding region: 5560-6639 (359 amino acids)
Source: RefSeq, a predicted model, not a curated record